AUGAGCUUGACAUGAUAAUGCGAGGCGGUUCACCAGAUCAAACAACGCUGGAACAAAGACAAUUUACUGAUGAUGACAACGAUAAAAUUGUCGAGUACUUGAUGGAAGACUCCAGCAAAUCUGAAAAGCAUGGUCCACAUCAACAGAACACUGAAUUGAACCUACCACACGAUGUUGCAAUUCAAUUGGUCAGUAUACGAACAAAUGUGAUAGCUGCAUUGUCUGUCAUUCAGCAGCAAGGCGAGGCAUUCGUGAACUUAAUAGAUGUCCACUUGAAUCAAACGAAAAUUGUACGCGAAAACAAAAUGUGUGGCAAGGAACGCGUAUGCAUUAAGAAAAAUCUGUGCAAAUCGGAGCCCGUCGACGGCAACGGCCAUGUUACGUACAGGUUCCGAAAUUUUGGUACCGAGCCUUGCAGUUAUUUGCAAACUUGCUGUCAUAUCAGCGAUACGAUAGAAGAAGUACCUGAUGCUAGUGAUUUGAAUCAACCAUCAAUCUGCGGCAAACGAAAUGUGAAUGGCUUAAAGGGCACCUUGGAUGCUACACCAAAUAUGGAAGCGGAGUUUGGUGAAUUUCCAUGGAUGGUUGCAAUUAUGCGGAAUACAAAACCAAUUGGUGGUGGUUCAAUUAUAGCCCCUAAUGUUGUGGUAACAGCGGCAAAUAAGGUCCAAAAUCUCACGCUCAAGGAAAUGAAAGUUAGAGCGGGCGAUUGGGAUUUGGAAUCGAGCGAAGAGCCUAUGCCUCAUUUAGAUCGCAAUGUCAUCAAGCUGAUUUUACAUGAAAGGUUCUCUCGCACAGAGAUAAGCAAUGAUAUUGCUCUUCUUAUUCUCGAUAAACCCUUCAGCACGCAGCCAAACAUUGCACCCAUCUGUUUACCGACUCACAAUGAGAACUUUGACUUUCAAGAUUGCGUUGUCACGGGUUGGGGUAAGAAAGAUCAAGAUAACGCCGUUUUUCCAAAUGUUCUCAAAGAGAUACCGCUUCCUGUGUUGCCGAAUUCGCAAUGCAACGAUUUACUGCCUAAGGCAUCUAGCGAUCGCGAGUUCCGACUGCACUCAAGCUCAAUAUGUGCGGGCGGUGAGAAGGGCGUGGAUGCCUGUUUCGGCGACGGCGGAGCUCCACUUGCUUGUCCCAUAAAAGGCAGCCCCAAUCGCUAUAAACUUGCCGGCAUUGUCGCCUGGGGCUUUGGCUGCGGUCGGAAGAAUGUUCCGGGGGUAUAUACAAAUGUUGCCGCUUUUACUCCGUGGAUUAGCGAUAAACUCAGAAGACUCAACAUUGAGAGCAAAUACUAUACCGCUUAAACACCAAUUAUUACAAUAGUGAAACGUUAUCGUAAUGUAGUAAUCAAUGCUUGGAAACUAAUAAAGAGCUUCAUUUAUGCA
Drosophila sulfurigaster albostrigata is the source of this 1382-nucleotide messenger RNA. RefSeq names its product phenoloxidase-activating factor 2-like. Gene Ontology annotation, biological process: proteolysis. Gene Ontology annotation, molecular function: serine-type endopeptidase activity. The record is from RefSeq and is a predicted model, not a curated record. NCBI's taxonomy places the organism in Eukaryota, Metazoa, Arthropoda, Insecta, Diptera, Drosophilidae.